This is a messenger RNA of Hydra vulgaris (swiftwater hydra), 4326 nucleotides long. RefSeq lists its product as uncharacterized. Gene Ontology annotation, cellular component: cytosol. The record is from RefSeq and is a predicted model, not a curated record. NCBI's taxonomy places the organism in Eukaryota, Metazoa, Cnidaria, Hydrozoa, Anthoathecata, Hydridae. Gene Ontology annotation, molecular function: catalytic activity.
UAUGAAAAUAUUCAAUGAUUAUUGGAUCCUUAAAAAUUACUUUGGAUUACUUGAGGAAAGCGUUUAAUUAGAUAAGUUUGAUGUCAUCUAAUCUGGUGAUUUGUUUUAAAGUGAAACUUCAAUUCGAGACUAUUAUUAUUUUAAACAAGUUGAAAUUGGAGUUUCUUAUCUGUAUUACUUGAUCACGUACAAACCUUUGUUAAAACUUUGUUGCAGCAAAGUUUAUAUUGUAUUAACUAAUAUAGUAAAUAUGGCAAAAAAUGUCGAUUACUACGAUGACUUUUUAAUGCAAAAAGGUUUGCUGUUUGCUCAACCAAAGUACGGAUGCGUUUUUAUAUUUAAAGAAACUGAUCGGUUGGUAGAUAAAAAAGAUGCUUGUUUGAAAUUGAAAGCAAUUAUUUACAAAAUAUGGUUAAAGUUCAAAGCUGAAGUACUUAAUGUGGUGGCUGCUUUUGACCCACAAGUGUGGGAAGAUUCUCACAAGGAUUUGCCAGAAUGGAUAAGCAAAGCUGGUACACUCGAAAAAAGAAGUGACAGUAACACACUUGUUGAAGGAAAAUCUAAAUUUAAAAAUACUGGUGGUUUUGCAAUAGUGAUGGUAAGAAAAAUGGCUGAUCAUGAAAAAGAUUUUCUUAUUAAAAUUGAAAGUCUUAAAAUUAAAUUUACUAAAUUUGUUGAAACUUAUCACUUGGAGUUAUUGAUUCAAGAAUGUGAUGGUAAAGAUGCUUUUAGUGGACUUUAUAUUGAUGGCUUGGGUAACAAAUCAGAGCCUUCUAUUUUACAAGAUACUAUAUCUUGUAUACCUGGAGUUAAUGGUUAUCCAGGUGGUAGCUAUAUGCUUCAGCAACAACUAGAUUUUACUUGGAAUAUUUUAAGUCAACAGAAUGCUACUGAUAUUGCAUUGAUGAUUGGAAGACAUAAAGACAACACAAUGUUAAUAGGUAAUAAUGAACGCACGCAUAUUACAUGUGUACACAAAGUGCAUCAGGAUAUUAAUGCACGCUCUAAAUAUAGACUGCAUCGAAUUUCAAUGCCAUAUACAUAUAAAAAUGAAAAAUCAGAAAAUCAACCAGGAGGAUUUGGUGGAGCCAACAAAGAAAGUGGACUUUUCUAUAUAUCUUUUUCAAAAUCAACUGAAUAUAUACUUGACAUUCUGAAAGACAUACUUGGAGAAAAAGAGGAUUGCACUAAUGACUUGCUAAUUGCCGCCAUGCAAAGCAAAGGAGGUGCUUUUUAUUAUACUCCUGCUGUUAAAGAAUUUGGCGAUGGUCCAAUUGUUGGCAAUCAAAAAAAUACUCUUUUGAUUGAUCACUGGAAUGUUCGUCAUCCAUCAAAUUAUCGUUUAUUCUAUAAUCAUAAAGAAUAUCUGUAUCGGAUGGGGUUAGCACGAAUAACUUUAGAAAAAAGUAAAUCUCCUAAAAGAAAAAAGUGUGAUAUACAGACAUAUCCUGAGCCGCUAUCAGAACGAAUUUUACACCUGACUACAAAAAUGUUUGAAGAUUGGGAAGAUACUUGGUUUAAACAAAGAAAUGCUGAUCCACUUCCUCAUUUGGAAGAUCAAUUUAGAAUAAACCGAGAUAUACCUAUCUCAAAUUUUAAUGGAGAAAAAAUACAGAAUAUAAUGUCUGCAUCACUUCAAAUGCGAUGCGCUGUUUCACUUUAUUUAGCAUUGUCAGAGGUGUAUACAACCUCUGAUUUAACAGAUAAUGCAAAGGAUUCAUAUGGUGUAAAAAAUGAAACCUUUCAACUUAAUCCUAAGGAUCUCAUAGCUGGUAAAAUUCCUGUUUAUGGAUUAGGAGUUGGUCAGCUAGCAAUGCCAUAUCUAACGAAAGAUAUAGAUGGUGAGUUGUCAAGUGAGCAUAUUUUAGCUUAUGCACACAAAUUAAGUGAAACUUCAGGAUUUGGUCAUGUGAUUCCAAAUUACCAAAAAAUAAUUCAGAAAGGUCUACCAACUUUCUUAAAAGAAAUAAAAUCAUACAUGGAUUUAUCAACUGACUCAAUGAAAAAGGAAUUUUAUUGGUGUUGUUUAACAGCAUUCAAAGGUAUUCAAAAGUACUUAGAAAACUAUGCUAAUUUAGCUCUGUUUCUAGCUAAUCGUGGAGUUGAAAAGGAUAUACACUUUGCUAUCUCUUCUACCGAAUGUAAUGAACUUUAUAGUAUGGCUCAAAGAUUAAACUGGUUAGCAAAUGGGAACGGAAAUGGAUCAGGUAAACCAAGAAAUUUUUUGGAAGCAACUCAAUUGCUAUUUACUUUACAUUGUUGUUUACAUCUCUGUUGUGAACCUGUUUCAAUUGGGAGAUUUGAUGUUAUACUUGAAGAGUUCUUUGACCCAAAUGAUAGAUCCAAUCAAGAUGUUGUGGAUGCAUUUUGGAUCAAAAUAGGAGAGAAAGUACAAUUAAAUAGAGAAACCAGGUUGGACUUAUAUACUGUUGGUACUAUUGCUGUUCCUUAUAGAAGUGAUGGUAUGUUUGCCAGAGGGGAUGGAUGUAACCAAUGGGUUCAACAACUUACAAUAGGAGGCUUUGUUGCAGAUGAUUCAGGAGAAAGGGUUUUGCCUUCUGCUAAGCGUAUUGAGAUUUCUAAGUUAUGUCUAAGAUCAGCACGUCGACUUCCCUUAAAUGCACCUUGUCUUUCUUUACGAGUUUAUUCUGGAAUGGAUGAUAUUUUACUGAAAGAGGCAGCUUAUACUAUUCUUAGCGGUGGAGCACAUCCAGUUCUUCCUCAUGAUGACCUAUUAAUUCCAGCAUUGAUUAACACAGGACUAAAUUCAAAAGAUGCUAUUAAUUAUUCCAGUGAUGGUUGCUAUGAACCUAUAGUACCUGGAAAAACUGAAUUUUCAUUUGCUUAUGUUGCUUUACUUCCUAUUUUGGAAAUGACUUUGAACCGUGGAGCAACUAUAUCAAAUGCUGGUCCCGCUGGUAUGCGUGGUUAUGCAGUCUCUCGGGAUUUACGACCUGAUUCUGGGGACAUUAAAUCAUUAGAUGACAUAAAAAAGCAUUUUGGUAUGCAUUUACGUUUGCAAAUGAAUGAUGCUCUUAGUGGUUUACUUAGUAACUAUGGAAAUAUCAACACUAUACUGACUACACCAUUGCUAUCAUCUAUGAUAGAUGGUUGUUUAGAAAAAGGUAGAGAUCAUUACAACGGUGGUGCUGAACUCAAAAUGAUUGGACUGAUGGUUGUUUCUUUUGCAAAUACUGUUGAUUCACUUUAUGCUAUACAAGAACUCUGUUUUGGUGAUAAAUCUUUUAUUACAUUGGAUCAAUUAGUAAGAACACUGCAGUCAGAUUGGGGAUUUGAUUUACAAGAACCUUGGUUUGACCCUGUGGAUGGUGAAAUUGGCAAGCAAAUAAGUGCUGCUAACAUGAAACUUAUUAGAGAAGUAGCUUUGAGUCUUCCAAAGUUGGGUUUGGCAACCAAAGAAAAUGAAAGAAAUAAGAAUACUUUAUCAAGCUAUUGUCCUAUCACUUUAAAGGAGAUCGCCAGUUGGCUUGCAAAGGAGAUUGUAUUAGCAUUCACAGAAGUGACAACACUUCCAAAAUAUACUUUAAACAACAUUGUUAAAUCAUUAACUGAAAAAUAUGGUACUUCUGAUGAGAAGAAUGGAAAAAAACCGUUCAUAAACUUUCAAUUGGGAUCAGGAACUUUUGAAGGUUAUGUUGGAUGGGGAUUAGGGAUUGGAGCUUCUGCUGACGGAAGAAGAAAAGGUCAACCUCUAGCAUCUGAUAUGAGUCCUGCCCCUCUACCUCAAGACAUUUCUGAUUCACCUCGAAAAGUUGAAGAUAUUUAUAAAAUUUUGGAAUAUUAUGAUAUAGAGGAACUAAAAACAGGUUUUUCAAAUGGUACAGAAAUUGAUUUAACAAUUGAUGAGGACACAAACGAAGAAGAUUUGUUUCAAUUCUUAAGAAAUUAUGCUGAUAGAAAAAAAAGCAUGGGGGGGAAUGUAUUGACAUUGACGUGCGCCAGUCAAGACACUUAUCGUGCAGCAAUGAAAAAUCCAGAGAAAUAUGAUCUUGUUCGAGUAAGAACUGGAGGCUGGGGUGAAUUCUUCAUAUCAUUUUAUUCUGCUCAUCAGAAACAACAUUUGCGUCGAACUUUUGCAAUUGUUAGUUCUUCAUGAUUUUAAUUAAACAUGGUUUUUAUAUUGACUCUGGAUAGCGUUAUGAGUGGUAUUGAGUUCCGUAGUGAUGAUACGAAGUUUAUUUUAAACUUAGGUAUUGUAUUUUUAUAAAUAAAGAAUUUUUUUAUUGUAGUUAAUAAUUAGUGAAGUAUUUUCAUAUUGUAAAGGAGUUUGUACUUUUUAAAUUUUAUAAUAAAGUUUGCAACGAA